GCGCAUCUGUUUCCGGCCGAAUUUCGCCGCCGGACCGGAUGUUGAUCAAACAUGGCGGCGACCUUGUGGAUCGGCGAGACUCUGUCGUGAAUCACGGCCGAAAAGAAAUUAAGAUCUAUAGGCGUACCUGUUUCUAUUUUGUACACAGAAUUAAAUUCUAGAAUCAGCGAUGUUCUCAGUGCUGAAACGCGCGCUUCUGGGGUUUGUCCGGACAUCAAGACAGCAAGAUGUUCUUCAGAAUAACCUGAAGCUGCUGUCUGCAGGACUGAGGACUUACGAAGUGCCACCAGACUUCAGUGAUGUGGUUCUACCAGAGAAGCCCAAGCUGAAGUUCCUGGAAAAGGUCCCAAACUUGAAACAAGCGAAGAAGGAGAUGAAGAAGCUGCGCGACAUCCAGGGACCGGCCAGAAGCACCAAUACGUUCAGCGAUGGACAGUACGGGAUCGUGGCUCUGGGUGGAGGGUAUCUGCACUGGGGUCACAUGGAGAUGAUGCGGCUCACCAUCAACCGCCGCAUGGAUCCCAGCCGCACCUUUGCCGUGUGGCGCAUCACGGCUCCGUACAAACCUGUGACGCGGAAGGGCCUCGGCCAGCGCAUGGGCGGCGGGAAGGGCGCCAUCGACCACUACGUGACUCCGGUCAAAUGCGGCCGGCUGGUGGUGGAGGUCGGAGGUCGCGUGGAGCUGGGGGAGGUGGAGGCCGUGCUCAAGGAAGUGGCCAAGAAGCUUCCCUUUCCAGCCAAGGUGGUGAGCAGAGAGAGUCUGGCGGAGCUGUACGAGGAGCAGGACAAACGUGCCGCCAGCAACCAGAACCCCUGGACCUUCCAGAGAGUCGCACGCUCCAACAUGCUGGGCAUCCGCAAAGUCCUGAGCCCGUCCGACAUGCACAAUCACGGGCGCUACGCCGGGAAGUUCUUCAACCCCAGACGGGUGUAGCAUGUCUGAGAAGCUCCAGCGUCAGCACAAAGGAAGAAAAACACUGUUCUCGCGGCCAGGAUGUGGUGCGCUGAUAUUCAGAACGCUUUGAUUAAUAUCUGCUGCUCUGAGGGACCUGGCGUUCACUUAUCAGACGCCUUCUGCAACACUCUGCAGAUUUGAUAACGGAAGCGUGUCAUUCUGGAACAGGUUUGAUAAUGCAGAGGGAUCACCUGUUCACUUCAUGCAUUCUUUCAUCAGAUGUGUGAGCGGGUGUUGUGUAGAAAUGUUGUAAGACCAGUACGCAAGACUAAUAAACCUGAUUUCUUUGCAGUUUA
Cyprinus carpio (common carp) is the source of this 1251-nucleotide messenger RNA. RefSeq names its product large ribosomal subunit protein uL16m-like. Gene Ontology annotation, biological process: mitochondrial translation. Lineage: Eukaryota; Metazoa; Chordata; Actinopteri; Cypriniformes; Cyprinidae. Gene Ontology annotation, molecular function: structural constituent of ribosome; rRNA binding. The record is from RefSeq and is a predicted model, not a curated record. Gene Ontology annotation, cellular component: mitochondrial large ribosomal subunit; ribosome.